ACCUGGGCUCCGGGCGCGGAGUUGAGUAGGAUGGUGGUGCCCAGACGCGGGGCUGGCUUGCUGCUGCCGCUGCUCCACUCUCUCCUCCUCCUGCUGGCCGGGGCGAAGCCGAGCCGGGACCCCGCCGCUGCCACCAGCUGCCGGCUCCAGAGGAAACAAAGUGAGCUGAACUCCUUCCUGUGGACUAUAAAGAGCGAUCCACCAUCUUACUUUUUUGGCACGAUUCAUGUCCCGUAUACCCGGGUCUGGGAUUUUAUCCCUGAGAAUUCCAAGAAAGCUUUCCAGCAAAGCCAUAUUGUCUACUUUGAGCUGGAUCUCACAGAUCCUUACACGAUCUCUGCCCUAACCAGUUGCCAGCUCCUGCCGCAAGGUGAGAACCUUCAGGACGUGCUCCCCAGGGACCUCUAUCGUCGGCUCAAGCGCCAUUUGGAAUAUGUCAAGCUCAUGAUGCCAUCUUGGAUGACUCCGGACCAACGGGGCAAAGGACUGUACGCUGACUAUCUCUUCAACGCUAUUGCAGGCAACUGGGAGAGGAAAAGACCUGUGUGGGUCAUGCUGAUGGUGAACUCUCUGACAGAGGUGGACAUUAAAUCCCGUGGUGUGCCUGUCUUGGAUCUCUACCUUGCCCAGGAAGCCGAACGUCUCCGUAAACAGACUGGGGCAGUAGAAAAAGUAGAGGAACAGUGCCAUCCAUUGAAUGGUCUGAAUUUCUCUCAGGUGAUCUUUGCUUUGAAUCAGACUCUCUUGCAGCAAGAGAAUCUCCGCGCAGGCAGCCUUCAGAUCCCUUACACGACGGAGGACCUUAUCAAGCAUUACAACUGUGGAGACCUCAACUCCAUCAUCUUCAAUCACGACACAUCCCAAGUCCCAAAUUUCAUCAAUGCCACUCUACCUCCUCACGAGCGCAUCACCGCACAGGAAAUCGACAGCUACUUUCGGCAGGAGCUUAUCUACAAGCGCAACGAGAGAAUGGGCAAAAGAGUUAAAGAUCUGUUGGCAGAGUAUCCUGACAAAAGCUUCUUCUUUGCGUUUGGAGCUGGUCAUUUCAUAGGCAACAACACGGUGAUUGAUGUUUUGAGGAGAGAAGGGUAUGAAGUAGAACACACCCCUGCUGGUCAAGCUGUCAACAGUGGGAAGAAUCAAAAGGCGCUGUCGGCCCUCUCUUCGUCUUCCCCAGAAUAUGCUUCCUACGUCAUCUCCCAGGAGCUCCACCCUCCCCAGCAGCAUCCGCAGAAAGAGGAGGAGGAGGAAGAGUUGCUGCCUCACUUGCUGCUCCCGGAAAGUAUUGACUUGCUGGAGAAAGUGGACAGGAAGUACAAGAAAAAGAAGAAGAAACAGCAGCAGAAAAAACAGCGCUUGCGCCAGUUCAAUGACCUCUGGGUACGCAUCGAGGAAAGUACUACCGAUCCACCUCCUCGAAUCCGAAUAAUUAAUGGCUACAUUACCGUAGAGCCCCAGCCAAGGGGACACGGGCGUUCCAGUCACAUCCAGACAGAUACCAGCUGCUCCAGUGGUCUGUUUCCGCCCCUCCCCACUUUGACAUUGACUUUGGUGCUGGCUAUCUUGGUGAUAGUGGUUCCGGAGCUUAUCUUCCAAGCAGAACUUCACAUUCCUUGAUGAAAGGAUGCUAAGAGGAAAACGAGGACUUUUG
Messenger RNA from Euleptes europaea (tarantolino), 1651 nucleotides. It is a transcript of the gene TRABD2A, whose product is annotated as TraB domain containing 2A. The transcript is spliced from 7 exons. Gene Ontology annotation, cellular component: membrane. Gene Ontology annotation, biological process: negative regulation of Wnt signaling pathway. Gene Ontology annotation, molecular function: metalloendopeptidase activity. Lineage: Eukaryota; Metazoa; Chordata; Lepidosauria; Squamata; Sphaerodactylidae. The annotation marks the transcript as partial. The record is from RefSeq and is a predicted model, not a curated record.